This is a messenger RNA of Aplysia californica (California sea hare), 823 nucleotides long. Its product is annotated as kielin/chordin-like protein. NCBI's taxonomy places the organism in Eukaryota, Metazoa, Mollusca, Gastropoda, Aplysiida, Aplysiidae. Bases 32 to 625 code for a protein of 197 amino acids. The record is from RefSeq and is a predicted model, not a curated record. Gene Ontology annotation, molecular function: protein binding; peptidase inhibitor activity. The transcript has 2 exons.
GGCCCACACCAGUACGACAAACAAACAGAACAUGGCUAAUCAAUUCUUGAUCUUGUGUUCACUGGCCGUUUUGGUUCACUCUGCUCUGUCUUGCACAUACCAAGGCAAAGACUUCAAAAUUGGGGAGAAGUUUCCAGCAGUCGAUGGAUGCAACGAGUGCGUCUGUGGAGCCAUUGGAGUGCUCUGCACUAAGAUGAUGUGCUCCUUUAAGACAACAGUGCCUGCAGGCAAAUCGUGCACAGUGGAUGUGGCCGGUGUUCCCACAACAUACCCAAAUGGUCAGUCUUACAAAUCCCCUGACGGCUGCAACACCUGCGUCUGCCAGGACGGUAUGCCCAUUUGUACGCUCAUGGCCUGCAUCAAGGACACCACCUGCACUGACCCCGCCACAGGCAAGACAUACGCCCCAGGCUCCAGCUUUAAAUCUUCUGAUGGUUGCAACACGUGCAACUGCUUCAAUGGAAUCAUCUCCUGUACAGAAAUGGCCUGCAUGAAUACAGGAGUAUGCUUCGAUGACAGCACUGGGCAGACGUACAAGACCGGUGAAACUUUUGAGGCUCCAGAUGGCUGCAAUACUUGCAGCUGUCAAAAGACUGUCAUAUCAUGCACUAAAAUAGCCUGCUAAUUGGUAGGUGUUUGAGUAGAUGACUGUAGCAAUACAGAGGUAUAUUUUCUCCUAUCUUACAUUUAAUGAGAAAAAAUAUACACACUUGUUUCUCAUGCUUCAGCUGUGUGACUUUGCGGCAGAUCAGUGUAUGAUUUGAUAUCAUCACAUAUUUUACCCAUUCAAGAACACUGCAUUAAAAAAACAAACAAACAUCAU